AUGGAAACUCAAUUAGCAGAAAGGAGAGAUAUUUUCAAUUUGUUGAAGGUGUUAGAUGAAUUAAAGCAUUUGAAAAGAACUGGAUGGACGAGAUUUAAUAUUCCGGAACCGGAAACAGUAGCUUGUCAUAUGUAUCGUAUGGCAGUGCUUGCAAUGCUGGUGGGUGAUGAUUGUGAUCGUUCUAAAUGUAUCAGAAUGACAUUGGUACACGAUCUAGGUGAAGCUAUUAUAGGCGAUAUUACUCCACACUGUGGUAUUUCGACUACAGAGAAACAUCGAUUGGAAGAUGACGCUAUGAAGAAAAUUACGGAGAUGAUACCGUCAACGGUUGGCGAAGACUGGUAUUCUUUGUGGCAAGAGUAUGAAGGUAAUGAAACUAAAGAAGCUAAAAUUGUCAAACAUUUGGAUAAAUUCGAUAUGAUCGUUCAAGCUUUUCAUUACGAACAAAAGUAUGGCGCAGCUUUAAACAUGGGAAAAAGAAAAAGAGCUGAUGGUGAUUCAGUUGUCGAUGAAAUGGAUUCGAGCGAUACAACGUUAAGUUUGAAUGUUGUUGCAUCGGCUAAUUUUUGCAAUACGAGUAAAGAUGAGUAUGAUGUUUGGCUAGUCAGGAAGCCGACAAGGAUCCCAUUAAAUGAUUUAUCGUCGAUUAAGUUUCCUCACAAAGCAAAAAAUCGAAUACGGGUUUCAGUUCCAUCUCGAUUGGAUGCAGUACCAUUGAACUGUCAUUUUCGUUAUCUUGCUUUACCUCACGUCUAUAUUCCAACCAGUGGAAUCAGAACUCAAAAGGAUGCUAUGAUGCUUAAAGCCACAAAUUUGGUGAAAGGAAUUGUGCUAGUGAACGAGAAACUUGAUUUGUUAGAUGGUGCUGCAAUUCUCACGAAUAAUGAUGGUAUUACUGUUAAACAAGAACCUGGUAGGUUGUUGGAAAGUGGAAUACAUGAUAUGAAUUUCAAAAUUAAUUCAGUUCGCAAAAAGCCUCGAUUACCAGCUGACAAUGCAAAACAACGAUUGAAACCAUUUGGAAUUAUUCCUAAAAAGAAGAGCAAAAAUUACAAGCUUCCAAAUUUGAUCAGUUCUUAG
This is a messenger RNA of Acanthocheilonema viteae, 1080 nucleotides long. The record is from the annotation of a GenBank genome assembly. Lineage: Eukaryota; Metazoa; Nematoda; Chromadorea; Rhabditida; Onchocercidae.